Molecule: messenger RNA, 3198 nt
Organism: Suhomyces tanzawaensis NRRL Y-17324
Lineage: Eukaryota; Fungi; Ascomycota; Pichiomycetes; Serinales; Debaryomycetaceae
Exons: 1
Coding region: 242-3154 (970 amino acids)
Biological process (GO): proteolysis
Molecular function (GO): metalloexopeptidase activity
Source: RefSeq, a predicted model, not a curated record
UUCUAGCAAAUCUAAUGUCUCUUGGUCUACGAGACAUAGGUUUUCGACUUAAUAAGUCUAACGGGAUAAUAAGCAGUAAAUACAGGCAAGCAGUUCUAACCCAUUCGUUAGGAAUCUACCAUGCCAGCAUGCGUUCCCUGUGAUCGCGCACAUGCAAGCACGUGAUUGAGCACGUGCCAUAGAUUGCUGGCUGGUCCCUAUCAAUAUCGCCAGCCGCUUCGUCUCCACAACAUCCACCACCAUGGCCGAAGCUUCUCGUGACGAAAGCAGCUCGUUGCGCAGCUCGCAGAGUCGCACCAACCCCUUCGUAAAGUUGGUUAGAAGCACCUUUGGCUACCGCAAAACGUCCCUCACCUUCUUUAUCCUUCUCACCUUCUUGUUCACAUUCCUCACCUCCCACUACGAUAAUGACUUGGAGUCUUCAGUGCCGCUUCCUACCAAUGGGCUAGAGCAAGAGUCCUUGGAGUACGCCUGGAAGGCUCUUCAAGUCAUUGGACGCUACCAACACCCCUAUGGUUCGCCUAGCAACGACUUUGUCCAUGACAGCCUUGAGUCGUCUAUCAAGGAGGCCAUUGCUAGCAAGAAGUACGCUGAAUACGACAAUGACUUGAACUACACCAACAACAUCUUGUAUCGGUUUCCAGCAGGGUCCAAUGUGGUGCACUACUACGAAAGCAACAACUUGGUAGUGAGAAUCAACGGAACCGACCCCUCGUUGCCUGCAUUGUUGUUGAGCUCCCACUACGACUCUGUGCCCACCAGCUUCGGAAUCACCGACGACGGAGUCGGUGUGGCGUCCAUGUUGGGCUUGCUCCACUACUACACCCAUCACAGCACCAAGCAACCGCUUCGGACUAUUGUGUUGAACUUCAACAACGACGAGGAAUUCGGCCUCUACGGUGCCUCCAGCUUCUUGAACCACCCCUUUUUCAAAGACAUUGCCUAUUUCUUGAAUCUCGAGGGCACUGGUGCUGGCGGAAAGGCGUUCUUGUUCAGAGGCACUGACUAUGGUAUCGUCAACCACUUCAAGAAGGUCAGAUAUCCAUACGGGAACUCGAUUUUCCAGCAGGGCUUUGACAAUGGCUUGAUCCACAGCGAAACAGACUUCAAAAUCUACAAGGAAAACGGGGGCAUUAGAGGCCUUGAUGUGGCCUUCUAUAAGCCCAGAGACAUCUACCACACCACCCGGGACGAUAUCAGACACACAGGUAUCAAGUCUUUGUGGCAUAUGUUGUCGAUUGCAUUGGACUUCACGGAAGGCUUACAGACUGAAAUCGAUCUCGACGUUGAAGCUCCGGAAGAAUCCAACGACUUUGCCCUUUAUUUCUCUUUCUUCAACCAUUUCGUUGCCUUCUCCACCUCAAAGAUUGUGCUUGUCAAUACCAUUCUCUUGGUACUUGUUCCGUUAAUUAGCAUCCCAUUUUUGGUUGUUAUUUUCCAGUACAAACACAACUGGAAUCUCAGCUUCGUCAAUGUACUCAAGUUCCCACUUUCGUUUGUUUUGUCAAUCUUAGCAUUGGAUAUCUUCGUUGACGUUGCCGUGGUCUCCCAAAAUCCGUUCAUAGCAAAUUCAUCUGUCGUAUUGUUGGUUUUUACCUCGUUGGCUGUGUUCUUAUUGGUGAAUUAUGUGAUCCUCAACGGAAUUAACUGGGUAUUUAAGAGCUACAAUGUCAUCAACCACGACGAAAAGUUAAUUGUUAACAUCGAAAUUUCAAUCCUUACUUGGUUGGCAUUGAUAUACUCAACUUACAAACUUUCCACUAAUCGUAUUGGUGACGAUCACACUGGUGAACUCCCAGUCACUAUUUUAUUCGUUUUGCAAUCAAUUGGUUCUUUACUCGGUUUGAUCGGUUGGAGCUUCAAGCAAGGCAAGCAUGAUGUGAGCAAGGAUGACGAGAGUUCUCAACCUUUAUUGGAUGGUCAAAGAACCUACGGCACACAAGAAGGCGAGUCUAAUGACGAAUUGGACACUUCUAUUGGCAACGAUGAUACUUCAUCUUUGUCUUUUGAGCAUCCUUUGCCUGAGUCCAAAUUCCGCAGCUAUGACUGGUCGAUUCAAUUUCUUUUUAUUGUCCCAUUGUCCUCCUUGAUCAUCUAUAACUCUGGUUAUUUAAUCUUGGAUGGCCUCAACAAAUCUAUUCAGGAGUCUUUGAAGGCUGAAAAACUCAUCUACCUGUUCCUCCAAUUAUUUGUCAUCAUAUGGAGUAUUCCAUUUUUGCCAUUCAUAUUUAAAUUUAACAGAAUUAUCAUAGCCCUUUUGUUGGUCUUCAGUGUCACAGGUGCAUUGUUGGUUCAAAACUCCGAUGCUUUUGAUAUCAAUAACCCAUUGAAGUUAAGAUUCAUUCAAACUGUUGAUUUGAAUAGUUCCACUCAGUCUCAUGUCAAGGUUCUUGGAAGGAUUGACAGUCCUAUGAGGGCUGUCUUGAAUGAUAUUCCAUCGGUUAAAAAUUCUGGACAAACCGUUUCAUGCUCUGACGUCGGUGAUGGGUUGGAGGAGUGCUCAUACAAGAGUGAUUUAGCUCCAGCUUUUGGCGAAAAACAUAACUUUACUACGGACCUCAUCGAUAUCCACGUUGUUAAAAAUUCCACUGCUAAUAAUGACUACCCAUUUGGAUUAUUGUCUGCUGAAAUUAAGAUCCAUGUGCCAAAGAACAGAAUGUGCAACUUGAGAUUCAACUUCAGUGAAUCAAAUAGUAUUUUCGCCAGUCUGAUCAAUACUGAUGCUCCAGUUAAAACUUUUAUCUGGUACAACGAUAAGAAGCAAGGCAACGGAACCGAGAAGCAUGCUGACACUCUUGCUAUUCCUGAAGGGUUCUCCGUGGACAAAGACGGAAACUACGUUUACAGGCUCCAUGAUGGUAUCAAUGCCCUUAAUUUGAACAAGCUUGACUGGGAUAAGGACUACCACCUUGGUUUCCAAUGGUUGCCUGACUUGGUGGCCACUGGUUCCAAUGAGUUCGAUUCUGAGCUUAUCCUUAAGUUGGGAAUACAAACUGAAUGUUUCUGGGCAGACCUUAACCCUCUCGUUAUCGAUGGUAAGGCCGCCAGCCAUGUUCCAGCACUCGAAGAGUUGGUGCACUACAGUCCAGUUUAUGUAAGCUGGGCCAAUAGAGAUAGAGGUUUGGUUUCUGCCUCCAAGUAUAUUGAGAUAUAAUUUAAUGAUUAAUACCUGUUUUCUGAACACUUUGUACGCAAAUU